CCUGCUGCAGCCGCCCAGGGGCUGCGCGGCUCGGGCCAGGUGCGCAGCGACGGGCCUGCACUGGGAAACGGGGACCCCCCCCGGACUCGGAGAAACGUUUUGCUGGAGAGCCCUGGCCUGGCCCUGAUGGCGACGGAGACCAUGUCACUGCCACCCUCUGCCCCAGGGGGGUGCCAGCAGGAUGCCCUUGCUGGCCCAUGCACAGACGGGGAGGGCAUGGAUGUCCCCGGGAAGGGGCACAGGCCAGGGGAAGGCGGCACUGACCCCAUCAUCACACAAAAGAGGGAGCCUGGGGUGCCUGAGCCCCCUGACGCCACUAGCCAGGACGAGGCACCAAUACACGGACAGUCCCCUGCUGCCCCAGGGGAGGGGGGCAGCCAGGCAGAUCACCGCGGUGCCUGCCCUGCUCCCACGGCACAGCCAGACCCCGCUGACACCCCAGGCCGGCCAGCCUGCAUAGGGGAGGGCAGCAAUGGUGACAUCCUUGGUGACCCCCAUGGUGCCACCCCCUCCUUGGAGCCACCUCAAGCUGCCAAUGCCGUCUGCCAAGCGAACCCCGGGGAGCCAAAGCUGAGUGCCGGCUUCGAGCAGGGAUGCCAGGAGAGCGCUGAGGUGGCGGGCACAGAGACAGGUGGGGAGAAGGUGCCCGGCCCACCCGGGGACAAGUCACUGGCCAGCGGCCCAGGAUCGGAGCAGCUGGCGGACGAGUCUGAAAAGGAUCCCCAGCCAGCUGGGGAAGAGGGACCCCUGGCACUGGGCAGCGCUCGUGCCCAGGGGGGCCGGGAUGCCAGCUGUCCACUCGAGCCGGAUGGCACGCCGGUGCCAGGGGGACCCCUGCUGGCACCAGGGGACCUUGCCCCUUGCAGCCAGCAGGGGGCAGCAGGUGCCAGCCCUGAGGCAGUCGUGCCAAGGUCUCCCGUGGCAACUGGUGACUCCUCUGGGCCUGCCCACCUGGUGUGCGACAGCAGCUGGGAGCCGGGGGGCGGGGAAGGCUGGAGGGAGGGACCAGCUGGCAGCUCGGCAGGUGGAGCCGGCGACAACAAUAAACCCCGGGGUGAGGUCGGAACCGGGACUGUGCUGGAAUCUGAGCCGAGCGAGGUGCCACCCAGCGCUGCUGGGCCCCGAGAGACCUCGCCCGGGGGAGACGGCGCCAGGGAGCCAGACGGCGCCGCAGGUCCAGCUGGUGCUGAAGUUCCGGGCCGUGCUGCGGUUCCAGCUGGUGUCAGGGAUCUGACCGCUACUAAAGAUCCAGCCGGUCCGCGAGAGACAGCCAGUGCCACAGAUCCAACCGGUGAAAAUCCAGCUGCUCCCAGCGAUCUGGGCAGUGCCACAGCUCCAGCCGGUGCCGACGCACCGACCAGUGCCGGGGACCCAGCUGGGGCCAAAGAUCCAGGAGCUGCCUCGGAGCAGGAGAACAUGGAGAAUGGGGACCUCUCCAGUGACGGCGAAACCUCUCCGGCCCUUAAGCCAGGUGGGGAGACCCCCAUCGAGCGGGAGAUCCGGCUGCACCAGGAGAGGGAGGAGACCCUGAGGCGGCAGCGGGGCAUGGCCAGCCCGCGGAGCACCCAGGAGUACGUGGAGGUGCGGAUGAAGCCCAUCUUGAGCCAGGCCCAGCUGCCUGCCCAGCUGCCCAAGGACAAGGAGCGCCAGUGGGCCGGGGCCCAGAUGCAGCGGGAGAUCCAGCGGGAGAGGCUCCGCGAGGAAGACCUGAUGCAUAUGGGCCAGGUGCGGGGCACCUACGACCGGGGCACCCCCCAGGAGCUGCAGGAGAAGAAGAUGCUCUUCGAGCACCAGCCCAGCCCCGAGCCCCCUUUCCCCAGGAAGCCGGCGAGGGUCGCCUGCAGCAGCAGUGCUGAGACCCCCUUGGAUCAGGGCCCCCGGGGUCCAUCCUUCACCGAGGCUAACAGCCAGGCCAAGGUGGUCAUCCUGGAGCCCAGCACCCUGCUGCGCCCCAGCCCCGGCCGCCAGCCCCCCCUGGAGCAGACCCAAGGCAGCCCCUUCUUCAGACUGCGCUCCAGGAGCCCCCAGUCCCGGCUGGAGCUCGAGGUGCAGGAGGCCCAGAAGAGGGAAGAGGAGCUGCAGAAGCAGAGGCACUGUCUAUAUGGCUGGGUCUUGCCUCGGGAUGCCCAGAGGGCGACCGACGGUCAGGAGCCGCGCCGCAGUCAGCCAGAGAGACUGUCCUGCGGGAAGCUCGAUGUGACCUGGCCUCCCCCAGCCCUGUCGGAGAGCCCCCAAGAGAAUGGGCUGGACCAGGUGGAGAAAAGCCCCCGGAGCCUUCGCCAGAAAAGUGCCUUAAUCCAGCGCUGGGAGUCAGGAGCUGUCAGCAACCAGGAGAGCUGGGAGUAGGGAGCAGCGCUGAGGAGGGAAGGGAGAGAAAAUGGAGGGAGUGGGGGAUAUCCCAGCAUCUCGCAUCCUUCUCCAGAACCUACCCCCCACUUGAUCCUUCCAGGAUCCCACUGCUGGAACCACCGUGUACCCUUCCUACCCACCUGAUUGGACAAAGCUUUAAUGCAUGUGACCACCCAGGCUGCUUUGAUUGGGUGAUGAACUACUUCGCUUCACCUCCUUCCACCCCAGCUUUCUCCAUGGACCAAUCAGGAGAGACCUAGGUGAAACACAUUGUAGUUGAUUAUUUUUUAGAGCAAGCCAAAUCCCAAAUUAAAGGGAUUUUGGAUCCAUGGAAGGAUGAGGCCUUUAAUACUCCGGACUAGGCACUGAUCUGAGCUAUCCCAGUGUGACUCCAGAAUCACUCAAAGGGGGUGACUCCAGAGUCACACCAGUAUAAAGGCAAUCAGAACCAGGUUCUCUACUGUACGUAAAAUGCAUGGAUCAGAAUCUCCAUCACUUUGAACUCUGGGUUGGGUGGGAUUACUAUUAGUGUGGCCUUGGGACACCUGGUUCUAGACCCAGCUGUGCCACUGAUUUCCUACAUGUCCUUGUCCAAGUCACUUCACCGUUCUGUGCCUCAGUUUCUCUAUCUUUUAAAUAGUGGGAUGACGACGCAUC
Messenger RNA from Gopherus evgoodei (Goodes thornscrub tortoise), 3006 nucleotides. It is a transcript of the gene MISP3, whose product is annotated as MISP family member 3. NCBI's taxonomy places the organism in Eukaryota, Metazoa, Chordata, Testudines, Testudinidae. The transcript is spliced from 4 exons. The coding region runs from base 127 to 2346 and encodes 739 amino acids. The record is from RefSeq and is a predicted model, not a curated record.